Eucalyptus grandis is the source of this 1572-nucleotide messenger RNA. RefSeq names its product probable LRR receptor-like serine/threonine-protein kinase At3g47570. Bases 1 to 1572 code for a protein of 523 amino acids. Gene Ontology annotation, biological process: protein phosphorylation. The transcript has 3 exons. NCBI's taxonomy places the organism in Eukaryota, Viridiplantae, Streptophyta, Magnoliopsida, Myrtales, Myrtaceae. Gene Ontology annotation, molecular function: protein kinase activity; protein binding; ATP binding. The record is from RefSeq and is a predicted model, not a curated record.
AUGGAAAAGCUAAAUCAGCUACAGUGGAUAGUUGCUUCGUACAACCAGCUAGGUAGUGACGCGCCAUGUGACCUGAAAUUCCUUGAUUCAAUCAAUUCUACAAGCUUGCAGGUCUUGGACAUCAGUGACAACAAUUUCAGUGGUAUUUUACCUGAAUCUAUAGGCAACUUAUCCUCCCAAAUUAAUAGAAUGACAAUCGAGAACAAUCGAUUGUCUGGAAAUAUCCCUUCAAGUAUUGGGAAUUUGCAAGGCCUAGAAUUGUUGUCCAUGGGCAAUAACAAGUUCACAGGCAACAUUCCUGAUACAAUCGCAAAUCUCAUCGAGUUGAAGUAUUUUAGUGCUGAUAUGAACAAACUCACCGGGAAUAUCCCCUCCUCAAUAGGGAACCUGACGGAGCUAAUGGAACUGAUCUUGAAUGGGAACAAUUUACAAGGGAGGAUUCCUCCGAACCUCUCGAGUAAUAAUUUCUCCGGCCCUGUUCCUACAUUCCUGGAGCAUUUUCAGUUGCAGUACCUGAAUCUAUCUUUCAACAACUUCGAGGGUGAGGUACCGAGCAAAGGGGUGUUCCUCAACACGAGCGCGACUUCGCUUGAAGGAAACAAUAAGCUUUGUGGUGGUAUGCCAAUCCUAGAUCUGCCAAGUUGUUCGACGAGCAUAGGAAAACGAGGAUCAUCUACUUACAUUAUCAUUGCAGUCACAUGUGGGAUAGUAGCGGCACUGAUUCUUCUAUCGCUACUGAUGACGUUUUAUUGGCUGAGGAGGAAGAACAGUAAGGCUUCUCUAGAGACUCCAUCAAUAGUAGGAUUUCAGCAAGUGUCUUAUAAAGACAUAGUCAAAGCAACAGACGGGUUCAACUCUAGCAAUUUGAUUGGAGUGGGUGGUUUUGGCUCCGUGUAUAAAGGGACCCUUGGAGAUGAUAACAAAAUAGUGGCUUUUAAGGUUUUUGACCUAAAGCAACGAGGAGCAUCCAAAAGUUUCAUGGCAGAGUGUGAAGUUCUUAAAAACAUAAGGCAUCGGAACCUUGUUAAGAUUCUAACAGCUUGUUCCAGUGUCAAUUUCCGAGGCAAUGAAUUUAAGGCUCUGAUUUAUGAGUUCAUGGAAAAUGGUAGCUUGGAGGAGUGGUUGCAUCCGUAUCUUGCACCAAAUGGGAUGCAAAGGCAAAGAUUAAGUUUUGUUCAGAGACUGAACAUUGCUUUCGACAUAGCAUGCGCGGUGGAUUAUCUCCAUCAUCAGGGCCAAAAUGAGGUGAUCCAUUGUGACCUCAAACCAAGCAACAUUCUUCUGGAUGCCCAAAUGAAUGGACAUGUGGGCGACUUUGGCUUGGCUAGGAUAUUCCCAAAUGCCAUUGGUGAUUUGCUAGCAAGUCAAACAAGCUCAAUUGGACUUAAAGGAACCAUUGGCUAUGCUCCUCCAGAGUACGGAAUGGGAAGCGCAGUGUCCAAAGAUGGCGAUGUGUAUAGCUAUGGAGUCCUGCUGCUGGAGAUUUUUACGGGAAAGAGACCCACCCAUAACGAGUUUAAGGAUGCUUUGAACCUUCACGAUUAUUGUGCGGGGAAAGGGUGGCAGAUAUAG